Molecule: messenger RNA, 2673 nt
Organism: Plectropomus leopardus (leopard coralgrouper)
Lineage: Eukaryota; Metazoa; Chordata; Actinopteri; Perciformes; Serranidae
Gene: rab41
Product: RAB41, member RAS oncogene family
Molecular function (GO): GTPase activity; GTP binding
Source: RefSeq, a predicted model, not a curated record
GAUAAAGAUACACUACUUGCUCCUCUCCGGUCUAGACAUCACAUCAUUAGCCAAGUCAGCUAGUUAGCUGUUUAUUUUUUGGACAAAAUGUCAACCACGACCGGCGGCGGAGAGUUUGGCAACCCUCUACGAAAGUUCAAGCUUGUUUUUCUGGGCGAACAGAGUGUUGGGAAAACCUCGCUCAUCACCAGGUUCAUGUAUGACAGUUUCGACAACACUUAUCAGGCAACAAUUGGCAUUGACUUUUUGUCAAAAACCAUGUACUUAGAAGAUCGUACGGUCCGACUCCAGCUCUGGGACACUGCUGGACAGGAGCGUUUUCGUAGCCUAAUUCCCAGCUACAUCCGUGACUCUACCAUUGCCGUGGUUGUUUAUGACAUCACCAAUCUUAAUUCAUUCCAGCAAACCUCAAAGUGGAUUGAUGAUGUUAGAACAGAAAGAGGAAGUGAUGUCAUUAUCAUGCUUGUUGGGAACAAAACAGACUUGGCGGAUAAAAGACAGAUCACCACGGAGGAGGGCGAGCAGAGAGCUAAGGAACUGAAUGUCAUGUUCAUUGAAACCAGCGCAAAGACUGGCUACAAUGUCAAACAGCUGUUCCGUCGUGUUGCUGCUGCAUUGCCUGGGAUGGACAGCACACCAGAGAAAAGCAAAGAGGACAUGAUCGACAUCAAACUGGAGAAACAGCCAGAGAUGACUGUCACCGAGAGCAGCUGCUCAUGCUAGUACACCUCACCCUCACCCAGCCUGUCUCCUCCCCACCAACAGCUUGUCUCUCAGUGGCCACUCUCUCCACCCUUGGCGCACUGCCACUGGGAUGGAGGACCUGUCUUUUCUUUUUUUUCCCCUUUUCAACUCAGUGACUUUUCAGAGUAACCGUGUGGAUGUGCAUUACUGUUUGAAACAGAUUAUCUGGGGAAAAAAAGGUUCAAAACUAAACAUUUAAAACAAGGAAUAAGUUAAACGAUAUGUUGAGAUUUUCAUCCAGUUGCAUGGCAUUAUAUAGGAUUGCAGACUGACAUAGCUAACUGCUCAUGAGUUAUUGCACAGUGCAGAAUCUUAGUGCUGUUACUCUUGUCAUUGUUGUAAAGUAAAACUGCUUGGGAUUAUUUAAAUGACUCUGCAAGGCUGAGUUCUCAGCCCAUUGUAUUUUACUUUUUUUAUUUUUAAAUGGAAAGUUUGCCUAAAACUAUUCUAUCUCUGAGAUUAUUUCUUGACUUUGUCUUAUUUUGAGGAAGUAGAGGCAGGAUCUUACCAGUGAAUUUACGUCAUCGCCAAACCAUCAUAUUGCCACAUUAGGCUCAUAUGGACUCACUGAAGAGGGUGCAUUUAACACAUCUGUAGGCUUAAACUGCCAAAUUCAACAGUGUGUUAGCAGACCAAACUUACUUAAUUUGAGGUUGCAUUUGAAACAGUGAAAGAGAGGUUUAACCAAGUAAUGCAGUCACACAUCAUCAAUGGAAAACCAUCCCAAUAUCACUAGAACUGCUACUAACCUGAAGCUAUGUCUGCUUUAAAACUAUAGCAACUGUCUUUCCGAUGUUGUUAAAUUAGCUGCACGCAUACUAACACGUCUGAGGAGGAGUUUUCCAUUAUUAGAUGCCCCGAACAAAAAAAAAGCCAAUGUUUCGUUUUUCCACGUGGAUGGAAAGUUGUCACUUUGGUCGCUAUGACGUACCCGCCAUCUCAUUGACAAUUUGUGUUGUGUUGAGUACACUAUUGCAAGAACAUGCAGCAUGCUCACCAUGCAGGAUUUAUAUGGAUAAGAACACAGAUGCCUUGCUUGUUUGUUCACCAACGUUGUGCACUGAAUCAAGCCACAAUAUUGUAAAAUAUAAAAAGAAGCCGGCUGACUGGUUCAUGGCUUCACUAGUUGUUUUGUAGAGCUGGUAGAUUAAGAGUUUGUCCUCAGAUACAGCUAACGCUUACUAACACCCUUGCUGUAAAAAAAACAAAACAAAAAAGUGCAGAGAAGUUAGUUGCAGUAUCCUUUGCUGUAUUGCUAUUGCCUGUGUAGGACUGUUGGUUUUUUUGUGUUUAUUUAUUUUAUAACUUGGACAUACAGAUAACAUUGUAUGCUUGACCAAAAGUACAGAUGCUGACACGCAUGUUGAAAGUUUAUUUUAUUUAUUGUUUGCGUGUCUGCUGGGACUCCACCUAAAGGCGACACUUAGGCCCGGUAACGUUUUUUUUUUUUUUUUUUUCCUGUCACACUGCUAGAAAUUACUUUUUUUUGCAGUGUGUAUAGUCAGUAGCUUGGUUUACAGUCACAGGUUAAGGCUACAUUGUCUCCACACACACACACUCACACAAACACACACACAUACAGAGUGUAACACAAACCAACUAACUAGCCAUAGCACAACAAAAGACACUGGUCAUUUUGCUGUAGCUUGUUUUGAAAUGUCAGCGUUUUAAAAUGGAUUUAAAAAUGUAAGUGUUUAAUUACAUCAAACGACCAUUUUAACAUGAGCAGCUCUUCUAUUGUCACUGACUAAAUACUCAGCUUUGUGCUCUUCUGAAUUGUGUCUGUCCAUUUGAAAUAUGCUGUCUACUCGUGUUUAGCAACGUUUGUGUGAAUAAUGUACUAUUACUAUCUGAUGUAUAAAAAGGAGAGUUACUGAAACACAAGUGUAGGCCUAUCACAUGGAAUAAAAUAAAGAUAUUUCACCAAAA